UUGGGUCGGAGAUCUAUACACUGUCUUAGUAUUUCUAUUCAGAAUGGAGCCGCUAACUGUUGUAAAUUCAAUCGAUGGGGUACGUUGGUGGCAGUGGGAAGUACUGAUGGACGAAUUUUCAUUUUUGACUUCGUUACUAAAGGGAUAGUGAAGACGUGGACGGCUCAUGCGCUACCAGUGUCGUCUCUGUCAUGGUCUCGUGAUGGUCGAAAAUUGCUUACCGCUUCGGCUGACACCACCGUGGCAAUAUGGAACGUCAUCGAAGCUUCCUGUAUGCACAGAAACGACAAUCAAGUACUGGUUCUUCAACUUAACUAUCCGCCUUGUUUGGAUGAACUUAACCCUCGAUCGCAAAGGAUUAUCACUAACGAUAUUCCGGGCGCUAUAGAAGACGGGGUUUCAGCGAUAGCGUUUGAUCGUAGAGCGAACUAUUUAAUCACUGGGACAAACAAGGGAAAGCUGGUCGUUUACGAUGCGAAGACUCUCAAGAUGGUUUCUUGGGGAAGACAAAACAGUGUUCAGCAGAUUAAACAGAUAGUGAUUCCAAGGAGAGGGAACUUCAUCAUCACAAAUUCCCAGGACCGCAUAAUACGUACAUUUGAUCUUAACGACAUUUUGGAUUGUUAUUACAUCUGUGGUGCAAGUACAAAAGCACAUUCUCUGUACGUCUGGGAGCGGACGACGGGAACACUGAUCAAGAUUUUGCAUGGGACAAAGGGAGAGUGCUUAAUGGAUGUGCAGUGGCAUCCGAUACGCCCAGUUAUCCUUUCCGUUGCCAAUGGAAUAGUUUCAGUAUGGACGCAGGCACACGUCGAAAACUGGUCAGCAUUUGCACCCGAGUUUACUGAACUAGAAGAAAACGCUAAAUAUGAGGAGAAAGAAGGAGAAUUUGACUUAGACGACGAGGAUGCAGAUGUGGACGAUAAAGGACAUUCCCAGGAUUCAGAUGAAGAAAUAAUCGACAUCGAGUCUUUGAAACCCAGCGAAAUCUUAUGCAGCUCUGAUGAGGAAGACAAUAUCAAUAGCCUGCUGCCUGAUGUGACUUUGAAGACUGGUCCACUUUGGUUUUUGCCCAUUACACCAGAGUGUGACAACACUGAUACCCUACCAUUACCAGGAGGACAUUUUACGGGUAUCUCUUUGGAGUAG
Molecule: messenger RNA, 1149 nt
Organism: Angiostrongylus costaricensis
Lineage: Eukaryota; Metazoa; Nematoda; Chromadorea; Rhabditida; Metastrongylidae
Source: the annotation of a GenBank genome assembly